This is a messenger RNA of Hyaloperonospora brassicae, 771 nucleotides long. NCBI's taxonomy places the organism in Eukaryota, Oomycota, Peronosporomycetes, Peronosporales, Peronosporaceae. The record is from the annotation of a GenBank genome assembly.
AUGACGUCCAUGCUGCUGCUGUGUACUGCCGUCUUCCUACUGCAUCUCAGCGAGACCUGCGCCGAAAUACCUGUGCCCGAGGCACCAGCAGGUUUCACGAUCGGGAGGGGAAGUGCCAGUGCGGAAGUCCAGCUCGAAGCGUUCAUUGACCCGCUCUGUCCCUUCAGCAAGGCCGCGUACAACGGAGUGAAGGCUUUGGCGGACCACUACGAGCCCAGCGACGUUCGUGUCAAGAUGGUGGUGUUCCCGCUCCCCUUCCGUCAACACGGAUUCGCGGCGGCUCAAUCUGCUUUCGCUGUCACAUCGGCACUUGGUGACGGCUUCUUCGCGCCGUGGCUUGAGGCACUGUACGAGCACCAAGAACGCUUUUGGGAUCCGGCAACAAAAGACGCGAGCGCGACGCAAGUGAGGAGCCAGCUGUACGAUGUGGCGAAAAAGACGUUUCCAAGUCUCACGGACAAACAAUGGGAGGAAGGCAUGACGACCAACGGGACUGCUGAAGCGCGUCGACGCACGCGCGUCACGUGGAAGUACGCGUGUACUCGCACCGUCACGGGCACACCGCAAUACAUCUUGAACGGCGUACCAUUUGCCGAAGCUGACUCGUCAUGGAAACUCAACGACUGGCUCAACGUCAUCGAGCCGCUGGUCCAGGCGAACAGAGCUUGGACGGUCAGCACGUCUGCUUGGUCUGGUCGCGCUGCGGUGGAUGAGAUUGCGACUCACGCCGUGUCCAAUGUGACCCAAGUUCUUGCCGUACGUAGUAGCUGA